GACGCACAGUGCAGUCGAUCGGCUAUAAACUCAAUUGCGUGCGCCUCCCCGUCUCUGCUUCAGUUCCAGCAGUGCCUCUCUCCCCCAUCAGCACCAUCGCAAUCAGCAUAAUGACCUUCACAUUUUCCAUGUGAAUGGUGCCUGUCUGUGUUUUUGUCCGCAGUGGUUCUUGCGCGCAUUGCUGUGGAGGGGUACGUAUACCUGUGCUGCAUCACUGCAGACUUUGGGGUGACAGCGCGUCCAUACGUUUGGGUGUACUGUGCUUGUGUUAACAACCAUGGCGAAAACAGUCACAUCAUCGGGCGCAAUAACAGGUGAAAAGAUGGCGACACCAUCCAUCACUCCACUCUCUGAAAAGAGAUCUUCGACAAAUGGUCACAGCUCUCCGGCCCGUACUGGCAAAACUAUUACAAUGAGUCCAGCUCCAUCAAACUCAGAGAAGAAGCCAUACAUGAAUGGUCACUCAUCACCUUCAUACUUAGCAGCCAACAUGAGCAACAGCCAUGGAGGUAAACAAUCUCCGGACACUCACAAGACAGAUGACAGGAUGCGUUUAGCCAAAGAGAGACGUGAGGAGAGGGAGAGAAGCCUGGCUGCCAGGGAGCAGCUGAUCAGAGAGAAAGAGCACAGAGCUCGGCUCCAGUAUGAGCGCACAGUGGAGGAGCGCUGGAGGCGGCUGGAGGAGCAAAGGCAGAAAGAGGAGCUCCGCAGAGCUGCAGUGGAGGAGAAAAGGAGGCAGCAGCUCGAGGAGGAGAGGGAGCGUCUCGAGGCCUUGAUGAAACGCUCCAUGGAGCGAAGCCUUCAGCUGGAGCAGAGGACAAAACGCUGGGGCAGGGGGUGUCCUACAGGAGCAGGUGACAGUGAGAAUGCCCCACUCCCUUUCUCUGCUGCCUCCGCCUUUUCCCAUGGCAUUGCCUCCCCCCUUCCUGCUGUCAGCGAAUCUGCUCCCUGCAGCCCUCACAGGUCACCUUUCUGCAACUCGCUGAACCCUGCAGAUCACAGCAGAGCUGGACUCCAGGGAGGCUCGCAGUCAACUCCCAACACCCCCAAGAAAGAGCGCCUGCGCAGAGAGAGAAGAACUGCAUUCCCAGGUUGUGGCUCCCCUGUGAGAAGAUCGGAGUCCCCUGCAAGUGUCACCAAGCUCCACUUGACUUCCCCUAAUUCCUCCAACAAGAUACCUCCACCUGUGUGCAGGCUGGCAUCUAAGAUGCGUGCCAGGUCUCCUAGCAACGCACAUAGGUACCAUUACUCUCCCACAAGGCAUCAGCCCAACAGGUCAAGUGACGACAGGAAAGCAGAAGAUAAGAAGGUUGAAAAAAACUGUGAACCGUCAAAAACUGAGACGCCAGUGAAAAAGAACAACAUCAAUGGUGUGAAUUCAUCUUUACAAGCUGAGCAGAAUGUGGUCAGCGUUGACAUUGCUAAAGCCAAAACCUCCAAAGGUGAACAUUUUAUUAAAGGGGACGCGCUUGAAAAAAAUCAGUCCCCUGAGAGAAAGAACCAUAUGUUUCCCACGGUGGAUUCCUUAGAGAAGAAGACACAGAGCAACAUUCAGGAAGAAGAAAAGAAAAAAGACGCAGCACUGUGCAUGUCCACCGGGAAGGUGGCAGCUGGCACAACAAGUGCGGAAGAGGCUACCAGGUUGCUGGCAGAGCGUAGGCGUCAGGCUCGGGCUCAAAAGGAGCUAGAGGAGAAAAUUCGAGAGCAGGAGGAAAGACUGAAGGAGGAGCGGCUAAAGAAGCAACUUGAAGUGGAGCAACAGCAGAAGGAAAAGAAAGCUCAGCAAGUGAAGGAAAAUAGGAAAAAGGAGGAAGAUCUUCAAAUUUUGAAACAAGAAGAAGACAAGCGAAAGAAGGAACAGCAGGAGAAGGAGCUACAGACCCAGAUGGUCAGAGAAAAAGAAAACGCCAAAGUCCAGGCUCAGGAGGAUGCAGAGCGUCAGCGGCAAGGCAGGGAACUGCAGACCCAACAAGAAGAGGAGGAGCGGCAACUAAGAAAAAAGAGAAUUGAGGAGAUCAUGAAGAGAACAAGGAAGAGUGAAGCUGACUUGAAGACGGAGGAGCAGGUGGAGACGAAGUCUGUCUCCCCUCCAGGGGAAGUAAAGAAUAAUUCUCAGGUGAACGAGCAAGCAAUCGAAAAGGCUGAGUUUCAGGUGAAAGAGCAGCUCACAGUCCACGUCAAAACAAAGGCAUGUGCCCCUGUGAAAAAAGAAGUCGCAGCAGCACAGGUGGACAUUCAGAAGAGUGCACAAGUUAAAAACAACACACACCUAACGACACCAACGCACAGUGUUCCUGACAAGAGGCCUGACACAAAACAAAUCAGUGAAGAGCGCAGCAGCCAAUUCAACAAAGACGCCAAUGCCUGUGCUCUCAAGCAGCAGGGCAGGGCGGUGGAAAUGAAUGUAAAUAAACAGCACAGAGCAAAUGUUAAAGACCAAGAGAGCAAAGUGUCAACAAAGCUGGCAGCAGAUGCCAAAGUUAACCAAGGAGAGGGCAGCAUGAUGAAUAGAGCAGCGAAGACAAGCAGUCAUCUUACUGCUGAAGUAAGCAAACAGCAAAGUCUGGAGGUGUCAACAGCUGAGACUCAAGUAAGGGCUGAGGCGGGGGUUAGUAGGCCCGCUUUGGCACCUCUGGCAGUGCGGCAGUUGUCCCCACCAGUCAUCAAGUUGGAGCCUCUAGAUGCAGAGUGCACGGGGUCUUGUGAUGAAGUGCAGUCAAUGGAGGUCAGUCCCGCUUCAAAGGAAGAACUUAUCUCAAUCCCAGAGUUCUCACCCGUCAAUGAAAUCCAGCUCUGCAGCAUGAGUAUGAGUAACACCCGGGCUCUUGAAGACCUGAUGGACCUGACAGGAAGUGUCACCUACGGCAAACUGUCCACUGAAAGCAACAUAGGCGACUGCAACAAGAACCUCAUUGAGGGAGUUGUUAGUCCCAUGUCAGACUCAAAGCUCACUGGGUUGUCAACUCAAUCCUCAGACAAACUUAGCAUCCAGUAGCUCAUUAGUUUAUUUCUCCUCCUCCCUUGCUCGUCUUCUCUCUCUCAAUCUGUGUGCUGACACACACACCCACAUACACACACACUUGCAGGAUGCCAAUUUAAAUACCCUUGUGUCACAGUUAAGGGAAUAAAGCCAUAGAACAAGGACUUAAAAAUGUAAAUUAUGACCUGCAGUAUUAACUAACUCUUUAGCCUAAUCACAUAGCAACUGAAAUGAUGUGUUAAUUUUGACUGAGUUCUUAUUACGAGGGUGCAUCAUCAACUUACAUUACCAGGCUCUGUUUUCAUCCUACACAGAUUCCUCUCUGUGUUAAAGUCUCUUCAAAGCAUCUUGGCUUCAUUUACAGUGUACCUCGUACCUUUCCACAUGCCCUCUGAAACCUUUAAAUUCAGUUCAUUGUGCUACUGGGAAAGGCACGAUUAUUUCAUUUUAUUUCAUUAUUUCACUACAGUAUGUAAUCUUCUUCAUGCAUGUUCUGAUGAUUGAUUUGGGUGAAAUGUAUUCAACUGAUCAGGCGAGCUGCUAAUCCAGACAGUUUUACUGCAAUCACCUUCUCUUCCUGUCCCUGUCUUUUUGUGACACUCUUUAGUUUUUUUCAUUUCCUGCCAAUGAGUUGAUUCUCUUUCUCAUGUCUGAUCUCGAUCUGGAACGUUCUAACUGCAUGUAACUGGGAAACAUGAGUCUGCUGCUGUCAUUUGAAUGUUAGGAAAUAUUAUGUAAAAUAAUUUACUUGGACAAUAUUGCUAACCAACCAAGCAAGGCACAUUUUAUUUGAGAACUCCACUGACAAAAAAAUGAUUUACACUGAUGAAUAUGUCACUGAAUAUAUAGCUGAGCAACUUUAUGUCAUUUAAAAUAUUUUCUGUAAGAGUGCCUUGCUAUGUCAGUGCCAACAGAGCUAGCUGACACAGACAAGCACUAGAUUUAACUCAAUAGAUAUCUGGUUAUUGAUGUAAGCCUGAAAUGAAUUGAAGGAAGAAUACUGAAGCAGGAAUGUUUUCUUAAUAACGAACCUGAAACCUGUAGCGAUAAAAACUGUCUGUUGUUAAAUGUUCUCUUUCUAUAAUGUUAUACUCCUGUAUGGUCCUGUAUGCUGUGCACUUCUUGACAAAAUUCAGUGACAUUCAUUUUCAAAAUGAAUGUAAAAAUGUAACUUAAGGGACUGAGCAGUUACUGUAUUUCUGUGUUUUCUGUUCAUUUGGCCAGUCGAAUAGCCGUGUGUCACCUCUAAUACUUGAACCUUAGUUUGAGAUGCAUCAUCUUCACCAUUCUGCAGAUAAUUAUGCCGACAUGUGUACCCCAAACAAGACACAGGAACAAAUGAGAGGCAUUUUAAUGAUCUUGAUCUUAUUCAAAGCAGUAUUUGGAAGUUAAGAAUUGCUUCAUAAUUUCAGAGGGCUUUUUGCAAAGAGGAUCGACUUAUGCUGAAACCAAACAUGUGUGGAUAAAAUGAUGCAAACAACCACUUAAAAACUUUCACCUAUUCAUGUAGAGAAAUUUUAUCACAGCCAAUGUGAGCCUUUAAGUUACACAAUCACUGAGACAUGGUGCAUGGUUAGCAUGGUCAUAUCAAUUUUAUCUGAAACAAUAAAGUACAAAACUGAGAA
Mugil cephalus (flathead mullet) is the source of this 4605-nucleotide messenger RNA. RefSeq names its product MAP7 domain containing 2a (gene map7d2a). The record is from RefSeq and is a predicted model, not a curated record. Bases 278 to 2995 code for a protein of 905 amino acids. Gene Ontology annotation, cellular component: microtubule cytoskeleton. The transcript has 17 exons. NCBI's taxonomy places the organism in Eukaryota, Metazoa, Chordata, Actinopteri, Mugiliformes, Mugilidae. Gene Ontology annotation, biological process: microtubule cytoskeleton organization.